AGAUCCCUAUUAGUGGAAGGGUGAGCGUGAGACUACCUUAGACUGCCCAAUGUUACCGUGCCUGGUCAGUCUUCACUAACCUUGCCAGCGUUGUGACGUCCACCCCAGUCUAAGGUGGCAUAGGCCAUUCAAGCAGGAGAUAAUCUCUGGUUAUCUCCCCGAUAAGCAGCCACCGGCGUUGCCAUGGCGACCCCUCUGACCCGUCCCGUGUCUCUGACAAGGGACUUCUCACCAGCUAUUUCUCAUGGUGGCGUUUUCCAGGGUAGCUCUACGUUCCUGAAAGGUCCGCAGCAAGUGUUGCUGCGGACCACUUCUCUUCCACGCAAGUCAUCCUCGUUUGUGUCACACUCGUCGUCAGUGUCACACUCCCCAUCCCUCGUUACACGCUCCAGCACCGAGAGGCCAGACCGUGCUUCCUUCGUCUCCGCAGAGCCGUUGUCCUGCUUUCUCGUGGUUUCGGUUGUACCCGAUAAUGGCUGGUUCGAUACUCGCCAGGGUAGCCGAUCCGUUCGAGCCGCCGCGCGUGGUGCUGGCGGAGACGGCUCCGACAAGGAAACUGACGGCGCCGGUAACGUUGUCGUUUCAGAUUCGAAGAGCCUAAACGGUGCGUUAGCUUUAGUCGCAGAGCCCGAGUCCCUGGCACGAACGGAUGGUUCCACGUCAGACACGGAAAUAGCUCGCUACAGCCUCGUCAGCGCUGACGUGGCAGCGGAAGUGAACGAACGGCUGCAGCGGCUCGAGGUCCUCAUGCUCCUCCGGCGGCUAUACCGCGACGCGAACCGGUCCGAACGCGUCCUUAACAUGCCCAUUCCCGUGAUUAAGAAGAAGCGGGAAGGGACGCAGGAGAUUAAAGCGCGGCGCAAGGUGCGGCGUGGGGCGAACUAUUGGAUCCGGCGCGGGCUGGGCGUGGCGGAGAGGAAAGGCGAGGGUGGAGAGGGGGAGGAUAAGCCGAUCCUAGUGGUGGAGAACGCGGUCGAGGUGCUCAAUUGCUCGGCGGACGUUCGCGCGCUCGCGGAGUCCCUGAGUCGUGACCUAAGUUUCUUCCACGGGCAGCUGCCCGCCGUUUUCCCGGAGGAGACGAAGGCUGCAGAAGGUGUUGCUGACGUGGUGAGGACGCUGUCGCAGCGCCUGGAGGAGCUGGCGGAUCGCAUCGAGGCGUCGCUGACAGCGGAGCAGCGGCGGGAGGUGGAGGAGGAGCUCGAGGCGCAGGCGCUGCAGGAGCAGAUGGACCAGGAGGCGAACGUUCGGGAGCGUGUGCUGCGUCGCUUGGGCGGGCUGUCCAACACGAGUGCAAUCUUGGAGAGAGUGAGGCAGAGGAUAGCGUCUGUGGACAUCUCGUUUGGGGACUUCAGCAUCGACCUGCCUACGAUCAAAGGGGCGGGAGGGCAGGCAGUGCGCACGCUGGUGGACACGUGGCGGCGUCUGAAUGGCCGCCCGCCUACUACAGAGCUGGAGCCCCUGGCUUCCGGCCUGCCUCGCCCCAUGUCCACGGGAGACAGGGAGGAGGAGAAGAAGCUCAAGCUGCUGCUGGAGGUGGAGGCGUUGGACAGGCGGCUGAACGACGCCAUUCGCAGCAGAGAGCAGCGGCUGCGGCAGCGGAACGUGCUCGUGCGGGCGAGACUGGCCCGGGAGAUCAAAGCGCUGGAUGACGAGGUGAACGAGCUGCGCAAGGAGCUGGCAGUGCGCACGCUGCAGCUGCAGAUGCAGGUCAUCUACAUGUUCCUGGAGCAGGAGCUGCUCUUCGCUGCCGACUCACAGGACGUGCGGACAGACGAGGACGAGUCCCUCCUGGUAGCAGAGUACGGCCUUCUGGACGCCGACUUGGCUCGCCUGCGCACGGCUGUGGACAGAAAGGAGGCGAUUCUUAUCGAGGACGAGGAGCUGGAGGCGCUGGCCAUUGACAUCCCUGACCUCAAGUUCCGCCUGGGGAUCAUGGAGGAGCCCUCCGUGCCUCUCCAGCAGAGGGCACAGAUGACGGUGGAGGAGGCCAAGGGCAAGGUGGGCGAGGGCGCGUCCUUCUUCUGGCGGGGCGUGCGCCUGCUGGCUGGCGACGUGGCGUACUCUGCCAGGCUCUUCUGGGUGGCUGCUACCGGCACCACCCUUAAAGCCAGAGAGGUGCAAACCCUGCGCCGCACGGCGACAGAUCUGCUGGUGGUGAUUCCCUUUGCCAUCAUCCUCAUUGCCCCCAUCACCCCGGUGGGCCACGUGGCUGUCUUCGGCUUCCUCCAGCGCUACUUCCCGGGCUUCUUCCCCUCACCCUUUUCAUCCCGGAGGCAGGAGGUGAUGGUGCGCUACGAGAACCUCAAGCUGCAGAUGGCGACAGCAUCGGGAUCCGAGAAGGAGAAGGUGCAGGCCAUGGCUGCUGCUGCUGCCACCGAGACCUUUGAAGCGUCCGAAGAGGACACAGCAGCUGGGGGAGGGAUGGGGAUGCACGGGGGGGGAGGAAGGGGGGGAGGAGGAGGCGGUGGCAUGGGGAUGGGCAUGGGGAUGGGUGGGUUUGCAUUUGGGCUCGGGUUUGGGAGAGGGGGGAAUGCGGGCGAGGGGCAGUCGUCGAGGAUAUGGAGGGACGAGCGGGCGAAGCUGCUACUGCUGCAGGAAAAGCUUCCGGGAAUCUCCCGCCUGGUGUCCAGCCUAAGGGAGGCGGAUGGGAGGAAGGACGGGGAGGGCGGGGUAUCGGUGUCGGUGGUAACAGAGGGAGGAGGGCUGGCCUCCUCGCUCCAAGAAUUGGUGUCACCGCUUUUGUCGGUGGCUACUCCCUCGGUUUCUCCUUCGGAAGCAGCAGCUUCCCCUCCCUCGGUGUCCACAACAUUGGUGAAUGACUCGACCACCUCUCCCCCUGCUGCGGCUCCAGCUGCUGCCGCCCCUACCCCUGUCGCUCUUGCUGCCCCUGCUGUCCCUGAUGUCCCUGCUGCUCCUGCUGUCCCUGCUGCUCCUGCUCCUCCCCCUCCUGCUGCUUCUGCUGCUGUCCCCGUUCCUUCGGAUUCACAAUCACUACAAGCAGAGCCGAGUGGUGGCAAAAUCACUGGUGAUUUGCCAUAGGGCAAAGGUCGGGGAAAGAACUUGGUGCUCACUUUAUUAUUGCCCGGUUGGUUUUAGUGUUGGGUUGAAAACCAAGACUCUUAGUGAGCUAGGCUCUUGGUGUGGAAGAACCCUGUUCAUUUGAUUGGCCGCAAACCCCUUGUAUGGGGAGGGGUUCUACAAUUUUAAACCGGUUUGUGACCCGUUUUUACAAGUGAAGUGCGUCUUCCU
Molecule: messenger RNA, 3249 nt
Organism: Closterium sp. NIES-67
Lineage: Eukaryota; Viridiplantae; Streptophyta; Zygnematophyceae; Desmidiales; Closteriaceae
Source: the annotation of a GenBank genome assembly